Molecule: messenger RNA, 1626 nt
Organism: Notothenia coriiceps (black rockcod)
Lineage: Eukaryota; Metazoa; Chordata; Actinopteri; Perciformes; Nototheniidae
Product: metallophosphoesterase domain-containing protein 1-like
Exons: 4
Coding region: 316-711 (131 amino acids)
Source: RefSeq, a predicted model, not a curated record
CACGCACUACACCGGUGCACCACGGGGUUCGCAUUCAAACUGACCAGCGGGUCUCUGCGCGCACACCGUCCUCUGCAUCCAUCACCGAGCAGCAGCUGAACCGGAGCCGCUCUGUUGUGUCCUACUCAGGUGCCGAGCAGCUGCGGAAAGAAGAAGAAGAAGAGGAGAAGAGAGGAGGGGCCGUUUCUACUAAGCUCACUGUGACUCAGUGAGUUGUUUGAACCUGGACUACCUGCCCACAAUUCUCAAGCCAAACUGACCCUCCCAGCCUCCCACCUCGCUGCCCUCCACCUUCUCUGAUCUGGUCCCAGUGCCAUGGCCUUUACCCUGUCAGAGAUAAUGGCAGCCAGACGGCAGCAGACGCAGGCUCAGUUGCAGGCCCAGCGAGGCAACAGGACAGCAGUGGAAGUAGACGAAUACAGCACCAACCCCACUCAGGCCUUCACCUUCUACAACAUCAACCAGGGACGCUUCCAGCCGCCACAAGUCCACAUGGUGGACCCGAUGCCCCAUGACUCGCCCAAACCCCCCGGCUACACCCGCUUUGUGUGCAUCUCCGACACUCACUCCCGCACCGACAGCAUCCAGAUGCCGUACGGAGACGUGUUCAUCCACGCCGGAGACUUCACCGAGCUGGGACUGCCCUCUGAGGUCAAGAAGUUCAACGACUGGCUAGUUGGCCGUCAAACUUCAUGGGUGAAGAACCGCUAACGUUGCAGAAUUUCUGAGGGGACACAGAUAUUGUUCAUUUGCCGAAAAAUGUAUGAGCACGACGUCACCUUGCCUCGCUGUCUGUUUUCCAUAGUGUCGUGCACACACACAUGCAGACCCACAAAAGACUUAUGCAUUCCCCUUACUUAUUUUUCACUUACCCCAUAGCAACUUGCGUACUUCCUCAGCUUGUUUGACCUUUGGAUGAUUCCCUUCAUUAAAUUUCUUUGCUUUUAUUUGCAGAUACACAGUUUUACUUCUGGAUGUAGAUGUGCCACCCCUGAGAUAAUAUCCAGUGUCAGACUAAAGGCUUCUUCUUGACCUUACUUCAUAUAUUUUUAAUGCACGCUUUGCAUUUUUGCCAUGCAUGCAGUCUCAGCUCUGUCCAGUUUAAUAUGAAUAACUUCACACUCGUUCACUUCUGCUCCGGUCUUCAAAGACUUAAACAACAAGCUUAACAAGUCUCCAGGUAGAUGCUGCCCCCCCCCCCCCAUGCAGCUUCAUAGUUCUAUUUCAGUGAGCUUUUACCCAGAAACUGCACAAGGCUGCAGAGAAAAAUACAUGUUGUAUGAUAAUUGUGAAGCAUUUUGUGAGGACGGCAUGAGCAGCAAUUUAACAAGGUUUGUACAUGCUGUAACCCUAGAAAUAAAGAGCCUGAGAUGGCGAAAUUAUUUCUACGAAGGCUCAUAUGAUGGAGUCUAAUGUGAAAAGGUUUCUGCUGUGUUGCAGAGACUCAUCAAAGCCACCGUUUUACGAUUUUUUUUUUUAGCAAUUUGUUUGCUUUUUUACUUUUAAUCUAAUCCACAAAUUAAGCAUUAAACAUAUUCAGUACCAAGUACACCGAACCAGAGAGAAAAAGUGCUUCUUGGACUAACUUAAUUCAUCAUGUGGACAGAAAAGUGACUCAAAACAAUA